Scatophagus argus is the source of this 2796-nucleotide messenger RNA. It is a transcript of the gene trim55b, whose product is annotated as tripartite motif containing 55b. The record is from RefSeq and is a predicted model, not a curated record. The transcript has 8 exons. Lineage: Eukaryota; Metazoa; Chordata; Actinopteri; Scatophagidae. Bases 841 to 1941 code for a protein of 366 amino acids. Gene Ontology annotation, molecular function: zinc ion binding.
CAAGUGCAAAGAGCUAUUAACUUGAACAAAAAACGGUCACCACAAAUUUUAGAGACUCUACAGUUUGUUUAAUGCUACGUAAAAUACGGUUCUCUUCCGCUGUUGUGGUUAAUACUAAUACUGUAAAAUACCUUUUUGAUGGGCACAGUCACCGCCCCGUUGGUGCACGAAGUGGCUGCAUCGAAGUUCAAACGGAUGUCGCUUUGGAUGGCUAGCUGACCUUACUUAACGGCUACCUAGAAACUUAGCAUUUUCACACACUUUGCACAAAGGAGUUUUAAUUUUCAUAAAGUAUAUAAUAUAAUGCAUCUUUAUAUUUACUUAUACUAACUUUUAAAUAUUUUUUGUUUUAAUUUGUUUGGGUUUUUUUUUACAUAGAGAGGUUUAGCAUCAUUAAACUCACGGGAGUAUACUGCACCUUAGCUUACAAUACAGUUUACUUGAAUCCAAAUUUUUGUAGCCCCGACAGACAUGGUUUUAUUAUUUAACAGCUUAUCUCUGCACGCUCAGUCACCUCUGAUAGCAGCGUACAGGAGGACGUGGAGACCGGUAGGCAGCUGUUCAGCCCUGCCCUGCUCAGUUUCAUAUAUGGGCAAGGUAAAAAUGGCAAAGUUUGACGUGACAGCAGUAGCUGCUAAAAACAGCACUGACACCAGCGAGAUAGCAGCCGACACCCGCCUGGAGAGGAGCAGCAGGCCUACACAUUAGCCUGACUCGGGCCUACUGUGGCUUGCGUUCCCAAACGGACUUUUAGCAGCUUUACCAGCUUUACAGUUCGUGGUCUUCCGUCUGAUUUACUUCUGGUGGUGUUUUAUGAUUUGCUGAAAGCGUCUGUCAAAAAUGAAUAACACGGACAACCUGGAGAAACAGCUGAUCUGUCCCAUCUGCCUGGAGAUGUUUACGAAGCCUGUGGUUAUCCUACCCUGCCAGCACAACCUCUGCAGAAAAUGUGCCAAUGAUAUUUUCCAGGCCUCAAAUCCGUACCUUCCAACAAGAGGUGGCUCCCUUACGUCUGGUGGCCGCUUCCGAUGCCCGUCCUGCAGACAUGAGGUGGUUCUGGACAGGCAUGGCGUUUACGGUCUGCAGAGGAACUUGCUGGUUGAGAAUAUCAUUGACAUGUUCAAGCAAGAGUCCAGCAGCAAGCCAGCGCCAGAGAGAAAGGAAAAGACGCCCAUGUGCGAUGUUCACGAGGAAGAAAAAAUCAACAUUUACUGCGUCACCCAUGGUGUGCCCACAUGCUCUUUGUGCAAGAUAUUCGGAGAUCACAAAGACUGCGAGGUGGCACCCAUAACCAGCAUCUACCAGACGAAGAAGACGGAGUUGAGUGACGGGAUUGCCAUGAUGGUCAGUAGCAACGACAGGAUGCAAGGCAUCAUCAGUCAGCUAGAGGAAGCUUGUCGUGCCAUAGAGGAGAAUGGUAGAAGGCAGAAGACUAUGGUGUGUGAGAAGUUCGACCAGCUGUACUCCAUCCUGGAGGAGAAGAAGAGGGAGAUGAGUCAGAAGGUGACAGCCGAACAGGAAGAGAAGGUGAACUACAUCCGGGGCUUGACCAGGAAGUAUGGAGACCAUCUGGAGGAGAGCUGUAAGAUUGUGGAGAUGGGGAUCCAGACUAUGGAGGAGUCAGAAAUGGCUUUAUUUCUACAGAACACAAAGCCUCUCCUCAAAAAGAUUGCAGACGCGUCCAGUAUAGCACACUUGGACAAAGUUGAGCGCGGCUACGAGAAUAUGGAUCAUUACAACAUCGAGUUCAAGAAAGAGAGCAGGGCCCUGCGCAGCAUCGACUUCAUCCAAGAUGAUGAAGAUGAGGAUGAAGUGGAUGAGAGCGGAGAAACGGGCGCUGAGGAAGAAGAGUCGGCCCAGACAGCCACUCCGAUCCAGCCGUCUGCCCCCCAGCAGAUGAACUCGUCCGCGAGCGCCGCCAAGAGCGCCUCUUCCACCUAGCUGUCGGCCGCCGGCCCAGACGGCGCCUAUAUCGGGAGCAGGUUAAGUUUUGCUAGAUGCUGAUUUCGGGUCAGUUUUGAUACUUUUUUCCCCAAGUUUGGGAACAAAGAGAUGGAUUUAGGUCUGUGCCAAAGAGAGAGUUUGAGGUAGAUCUGAGCUAGAUCUGAAGGACGAGACAGGAGUUUCAGUCCCCUUCUGUCUUUGUUUUAUUGUGAUUGUGUUAACGUGCUUCGCUGCAUACCGACUGAUCUUGUACGUUUUUCUGUCUGACUGAAUACACAUUUUGGUUCCUCCUUUAGCUGCUUAAUUCGAAUGACAGACAGACCACGUAUGUCCACUGGUUAUUUCCAGAAUUUAGGCUCAUACAUAUUUUAUAUGGCUGACCUUUUGCGACUCACCACUCAGACUGCAUCAUUAGAGAGCACGACAAGGGGGCCUCAGGUUUUCCUCCCUGUCGUAUACUUUUUUAUGACCAAUAUAACUUUAUCGGUUGGGGAGCAGAGUACAAAACUAUUACUGUGACAUUUCAGUAUCUCAAACAUGCAACAGCCUGUGUUAUGCUUUGUGUUCUUUUAUUGUGUAACAAAGGUUUAUGUUUCUAUUUUGGGCAAAAAAAAAAAAUUGCCUUGUUAUGGUUUAUUUUAUCUUAUGUGCCAUUAAAUUGUACAAACACCUGCAGGAUAGUAUUUCUCAAGUCUCGUCUGAUACCAGAUGAACAAAAAUGCAGCUCUUCUCAGUUUCCUCUCACUGCCACAUGUGUCGCUGUACUUUGUGUGGUGGUUUGUGCCUGGACUGAAUUACCAAUGAAAUGAUUUUGUGUAACACCCCACCCGUUCGUUUGUCUGUGUGUGUGUG